GCAAGAAUCUGUAAGUAUUCCUUAUUGGUUAAUAAAAUUGCUUUAAAUUAAAAAAAAAAUGUUUUUUUUUUAUUUUCAGGGUUUUGAAAUUAUCAGUUUCGCGCAGGUGGAAGUGCUGGAAGACUGGUCGGGUCACGAACCAGUGGAAACGGAUGGUGAAACGGAUCCCGACAACAGCUCCAGUGACACUCGCGCCUCUGUUAUCUUCCGGGGAGAAAGCUCCGGCACACAGAAGCCCGACGAGCCAGAAAACGGCACCUCAUCGGCAGAAAACCCAGCUCCAUUGUGCACAUCAACCCGGACGCCAACUACAGAAACACCACAGGCAAAAGUUGAACUACCACCAGAGGCGAUCCCCCAAUCUUCCGGACCCUCAGUAUCAGUAGGAAUCUCGUCCGUUCGCCCACCCCGAGCAUCUAUUUCGUUCGGCCCGGACCAACUGGUUGCCCUGUUGGAAAGCUCCAUCACCGGAAAAUCGCUUCUGGAAAGAGCUAAGCAAGACGACUUUUCUACACAUAGCCAAAAAGAGCUCGUAGGCAUUGUGGCGGAACACCACCUGAGCCUAGGAAUCAAAACAACGGAGGACACAUUGGAUAACUACGCCACAGCUAUUGUGCUGCUAUUCAAACAGGAGAAAAAGGAAUCGUAUUUCAUCCCACGGAGUGGUGGAAAGCGGAACCCAGGCGGAAAACUGUACAACCGAAUUUUCAAUCUCAAACAAAAGCGAGCAACGCGGGAGAAAUUCGAAGAAUCACGUCGAACCAAGAAAUUGAAACCAGGUUCCCUGGAAAUUCCGGAUUCAGAUGGUGAUGAGGCAUUCACUUGGCUUCAACUGAACAUUCAGCCGUGGAACACAACAUUGGCUAAAUGGACCACCAGCUUCAAUAAGAGGAAACACAACCUUCAGAACCCACUUGCAAUCGAUACAGUUUUGAAAACAUUCCGUCACUACAGACAAGAUCACGGCUAUCAGCUUAUUGACGCAGAUUUCCAUUCGUUGUAUUCAUCGGCGAGUGAGGGGCUGAUUCGCUUGGAGAAGGACUUAGCAGUACUUAUUGAACAGGUAUCUACAAAGUACAAGGAUGGUCAUUCAUCGAUGAUGGUGUCCUUACUGGAGCGGACUGAUUGUAGCAGAGGUAAUUUAAAAUUCAAAGCAAUGAAAGUUGCAAAUGCUUUCACGACAAUAUCAGUAGCAAUAGGGUCUUGUACCAUUUAGGCAGAUGCUCUUAUUUUGAGUACUUGUAGUUGUGUAUACAGUAUCUAACCGCGAGAACAUUCUAGUCAAAUGAUUUAUUCCUGACUUCUUCUUCUUCUGGGCGUAACGUCCCAACUGGAACAAAUCAUGCCUCAAUACAGUAGACGUUCGGUCGGUGCAAGUGGUUUAACUGCAAUGCUUUUUAACUGCAAGUCCGGUAAGUGCAACAAAUUUGCAGUUAUCGCACCGCUAUCCGUCGAACCGGUGCGCCAAGUUAGCCCAAAUGAACAGUUGAAUGAAUUUUACGUUCAUUUAACGUCAAGGAACUGUCCAU
Molecule: messenger RNA, 1529 nt
Organism: Aedes albopictus (Asian tiger mosquito)
Lineage: Eukaryota; Metazoa; Arthropoda; Insecta; Diptera; Culicidae
Exons: 3
Coding region: 59-1216 (385 amino acids)
Source: RefSeq, a predicted model, not a curated record